GUCGCUGUUUGUCGGUCCCUGUCUCGGCCUCUCCAUUUCUGUGUGUCUCUCCUCUAUCCUGCAUGUCUCUGUCUCUCUGUCUUUGCGAUCCUCGGCCUGUCUCUGUCUCACCUAGUCCCUAGGUCUCUAUCUCUCCAAAUUUGUCUCUGCGUCCCCGUCUCUGUCGGCCUCUCCCUGCAUCUCUCUCCCCUCCUCUUUGAAUUUCUCCUGUCCCGGUGCGUCUUCAGUUCUCUCCCUCUGGCCUGCAGCCCCGCCACCCUGCUGUGUCCCGGCGUCCCUCCCAGGUCUGCGUCCCCCGCCGGCCCCGCGGGGACGCCCUGCCCUCCCAAUUUCCACCUCCGCCUACGGCUUUGGUGUCGGCGGGCCGCGGGCGCCCCCGUGUGGCCAUCGGGGGCUGUCACGAGAGGCCCGAGGGUUGGGUAUGGGCGCCCCCAGGGGUGUGACCAGUGCAAGACAGAGACCCUGUGGGUGCCCCUGGUGACCCCGGGGAACGGCGUGCGACGCCAAGAGACUGUGUGAGCGUGUACUACCGCGAGCUUGUGACGUUGUGUGUGUGGCUGUGUGACCUGGUGACAUUUUGUGACAACCAGAAAUGGUGUGUCUGUGACACCGUGUGUUACGCAGAGAGGCUGUGUGCGACUGAGUGUGUGACAUGAGGUCGUGACACGCAGGUGGCUGUGGGGGACGCCGUGAGGCUGGAUGUGCCUGCGACACCAUUUGGGGGACUGUGACAUCAGGAGGCCGGAUGUGACAGCGAGAGGUUGUAGGGCACAGUGUGCAACAUGGGGAGGACACGAGGGCUAUGGGGGUCACAGGGUGACAGGGCGAAUGAGUGUGACACACCCAGAGGUGGCGUGAGAAGGCAGCGUGACGGGCCCCGGGCAAUGGGUGUGACAGAGGGACCACGUGAGUGUGACCGUGUGUGUCCGCCACGCUGGUCAACUGUGAGAAACUGACGAUGUGCGACACACGGCAGGUGGGACAGCGAGAGAGGCAGCGCGCCACUGUGCGGGGCACUCGGAGAUGACAAUACGAGAGAGACCUUGUGCGUGUGUGUCCCUAACAUACUGGGUGACGGUGAAAGCGCGGGUGAAGUUGCCACCGGCUGUGAACACGACAGAGAGAAGUUCCAACCGCGUGUCAAGCCAUGUCCAACAACAUGGCCAAGAUCGCGGAGGCCCGCAAGACGGUGGAACAGCUGAAGCUGGAGGUGAACAUCGACCGCAUGAAGGUGUCGCAGGCGGCGGCCGAGCUCCUGGCCUUCUGCGAGACGCACGCCAAAGACGACCCGCUGGUGACGCCGGUCCCCGCCGCAGAGAACCCCUUCCGCGACAAGCGCCUCUUUUGCGUCCUGCUCUGAGUCUUCGCGACAGCUUACCCCCUCCCUCGCCAAAGAGUGAAUCCAAUAAACGUGGCGGCUGUGGUGGUA
Neofelis nebulosa (Clouded leopard) is the source of this 1429-nucleotide messenger RNA. It is a transcript of the gene GNG8, whose product is annotated as G protein subunit gamma 8. The coding region runs from base 1148 to 1360 and encodes 70 amino acids. Gene Ontology annotation, molecular function: G-protein beta-subunit binding. The record is from RefSeq and is a predicted model, not a curated record. The transcript has 3 exons. Gene Ontology annotation, biological process: G protein-coupled receptor signaling pathway. Lineage: Eukaryota; Metazoa; Chordata; Mammalia; Carnivora; Felidae. Gene Ontology annotation, cellular component: heterotrimeric G-protein complex.